GUUGCCCGUAUUGUACACUACCUCCGCAAGAGGCUGGUGGGGAAGACCAUCGCCAAUGCUGCGGCCAUAGAUGAUAGCAGCGUAUUUGGCAAGGUCGGAACCAGUGGAAAAGAGGUCGAAGAGGCUCUGAAAGGUAGAACGGUUGUCUCCGCGGGCUCUCAAGGAAAAUAUUUUUGGAUAACGUUAGACAAGCCACCGCAUCUGGUAAUGCAUUUUGGCAUGACGGGCUGGGUACACAUAAAUGGCGAGAAGACGGCUUAUACAAACUACUACAAGAAAAUGAAGGAGAGCGACAUCGCUCAAUGGCCCCCCAAGUUUUGGAAAUUCCACCUCAGCACAGAUGACAAAGAGCCCGUCGAAGUCGCAUUCACCGAUGCCCGGAGAUUCGGGCGCGUGCGUCUUGUCAACUGCCCUGGCGAAUCCAUUCGGAAGCACUCUCCUCUUGUUGAGAAUGGACCUGAUCCCGUUGUCGACAAGGACAUCUUCACAGAGGAGUAUCUGCGCGGCAAGAUGAAGUCCCGACACGUCCCUAUCAAAGCCCUGCUGCUGGACCAAGCCAUGAUUAGCGGCAUCGGGAACUGGGUCGCCGACGAGACUCUCUACCAAGCCAAACUCCACCCGGAGCAAUACUCUGAUACCUUUGAUGACAAGGAAAUCGCAAAGCUGCACGAGUCCAUCCGUUAUGUCUGCCAAACAGCCGUAGACAAACUGGGCGACUCGGAUGAAUUCCCUGAUCACUGGCUCUUCAACUACCGUUGGGGUAAGGGUGACAAAGAUGCAGCGACAAAGCUCCCCAACGGAGAAAAGCUCGCCUUCAUCACUGUCGGCGGACGGACUAGCUGCUACGCACCAGGCGUGCAGAAGAAAACCGGCGCCGUUGUUGCCAGCGCAAAGACAGAG
Molecule: messenger RNA, 900 nt
Organism: Trichoderma harzianum CBS 226.95
Lineage: Eukaryota; Fungi; Ascomycota; Sordariomycetes; Hypocreales; Hypocreaceae
Exons: 4
Biological process (GO): base-excision repair
Cellular component (GO): nucleus
Molecular function (GO): damaged DNA binding; DNA-(apurinic or apyrimidinic site) endonuclease activity; DNA N-glycosylase activity
Source: RefSeq, a predicted model, not a curated record